UGUGCGUGCUCGUUCUGCGAGCUGCAGGUGGCGCUGGCCACGUGCGAGAAGUUCGGAGACCUCUUCUUGUGCAGGGAGUGCGGCGAGUUCGGCGACCAGUCUGGAUUCGAGUUGAAAGCGUUGGCAUCGAUGAAGCCCAAGUCGCCAGCCAAGUGGAAGGAAAGGAAGGCGCAGAAGGAGGAGUGGGCCAAGGGCAAGGCUGUCGCUGAGGACGACAGGGAGUUCCCCCAGGAGGAGGUCUACGAGGAGACGAUUCAGGAUAGCUCCUUGUCAGAGGAGUGCACCUUCCAGUCGCGCGACGACUUUAAGGAGGAGCACGGCUGCCUGCCAGACCAGGCGAAGGUGAUGACGCUGCGCGUGACGAACUCUAAAGGCGAGGAGUCUUUCGGCGCGGUGCUGGCCACGGAGACGGAUGCACCUCCGAAGCUGACGGCGGGCAACCUCUUUGAGAACAUGUCGGCUGAUCGGUCGCGCGCGCGCGGGCAGAAGUUCGGGAACAAGUACCAGCCGAAGGCCAAGAAGUUCAGCGCCUACAAGAAGGAUGCGAUCAAGCAGCUCGUGAAGAGGAACGUCGAGAGCUCCAGGACCAAGGAGAAGCGCACGUCCGAGAAAGCGAGCCCGACCCUCGCGUUGGCCCCGAGCUCGAAGAAGGCAAAGCCAGGCACGAACGUCGCGCCGUCGAUCGCCGAUACGGCGGCCACGGGCGUGGACGGCGAGGGUGGCCGCCUUAAGCCGCCCGAGCACUGGCACGAGACCAUCACCCCGUCGAGAGUGUUCGCGGGCGCCCCCCUGAAGAGGCACGUGGGCUGGGCAAGGGAUUGCGUCAAGCGCAUCGCUGGCCAGGGCGAGUCGGUGAAGGCCAACCACUUGACCGAACACAUCGACGCAAUCGAUCUUUGCAUGGAGCUGAUGACUGAGCUAGCCAAUGAGAAAGUGACCUUCGUUAGCCUUAGCACCAUCUUGGGGAAACUUGUGACGAAGAAGGUGGACUUCGAUUCGAACAUCAAGAGCAAGCUUUUGGGGAAGAGAUUGUUCUCAUCGAUUCUGGCUUUCUCGAGUGGAGAUACCGACGACGCCUGCAUCAAGGAGAUCGUGGAUACCGUCAUGCCUUUCACGGUUGAGAAGCUGGACGCGAGCCAGGAGGUGACCUGCGAUGACGACGGCGACGAGAAGAUGGCCCCAGACCCCGAGGAGUUCGACCCCAUGAAGGUUAGCAUGGCGACUAUCGACGGCUCGAGUGACUCCAGGAUGACGUUGCUCCUGAGCGUGCUCCUGAAGGAGAUCGUCCCAGCGGUGAUGCAGGUGGAUCAGGCUGGCCAGGUAGCAGCGUCGCGCCUGUGCGCUGCCAUGCUGAGUCGGUUUGAGGCAGGCGUCGCAGAGAUGGAGGAGAUCCCCUCCGCCGCGAGCGACACGUUGGCCGUGCUUCGCGUCAUGUGCGCCCUCAGCGACAGCACUGCCGACAUGGACUUCGAUGCCUUGGACGAGUUCUUCCUCCAGCAGGCCAAGAAGACCAAGGGCGCCCUCGCGGACCUGGGAGUGAUGAUUCGCUUGAAUGAGCACUGGAAGGAGAUCUACGAGGAGCUGCAGACCACCAUCCAGGAUGCCAGGGAGUGGAUGCCGAAGAUCUUCAAGAGCGCUGCCCAGGUCAAGGCACUCAAGACCAGCGAGGCUCCCAUCAGUCUUCCCAGCGCUAUCAUCGACGAAGCUUUCGACAUCCUGAAGUCCUGCCGAACGAUCCUGAGGGCCGGCUCCACCCACACUUUGGAGAUCGAGAUCGCUGGGGUCCUCGGCGUGAUCCAGUCGAAGAUGUUCGACAAGAGCGGCGUGGUCAAUGGCGGGGACGGCUACAGCAAGGCCGAGCUGCUCGCAGCGGAUAAGAUGUUCAAGGACAGCCUGGACCUCAAGUGCUGGGUCGAGGAGUUCGGCAUCGGCGCGAGGGAGCACAUCGGCGCCGUGAUCGAGAAGGCAGGAGCGAAGGAGAUCAUGAACGGGCUGAAGGAGAUGAUGAUGGGCGGCGCCAAGGACGAGGCGGGCAACAUCGACAUUGAGAAAGUUCGUGCCGUCAAAGUCGCGCUGCACAACCUCACCGAGAGCUCACUCGAUGUCGAGGGCAAGGAAGCGGUCGCGUCCUUCUGCAGCCGCGUGUGGGACGCUAUCAAGGACGCGGUGAACGCGAGCAAUGGCGAGAUUGCAGGUGUCAUGAAAGACAUCGCAUUGGUGGCGGGCGACGGCAUCACCGACAUCUUCAAGGCGUUCCACGCUGCAGGCGAGACGAAGUUCAGCAUUGCAGCGCACGUCUCGAU
Messenger RNA from Prorocentrum cordatum, 2303 nucleotides. The record is from the annotation of a GenBank genome assembly. Lineage: Eukaryota; Dinophyceae; Prorocentrales; Prorocentraceae.